CUUAACAAAAUGAUCUAAGGGUAACAACAAGAACAAAAACAAAACCCUCCCAUAAAUAGAAUGAAAAGAAGUUUAGCUUUUGCUCUUAUGUCCUGUAGGGCAGUACAGAUCAAUGAGGAAAAUAAGCCAGAUGGACAUGUCAGGAUUUUUCUUUCUUCACAAAUACUGAUCAGCAAUUUAAAAUUCGAAAGACUUCUCAACAGAGGCUGAGCUGAUGGACCCAUGGGUUUUCUAAAGGGCAAAUCAGAUGUUUGAAAGGCGAUCGAAGUUGUUUUGUUUGGGGGCGGGGAGCGUUUGCUUUGCCCCCCACGCUGGGAUUAUACAUAGAGCAAGCUCUGAGAAAAUGCGCCCAGCCUCCCCUUUUCAUUUCAUUGCCCUCGUCACUUUUGCCCUGGAACUAAAAUCCUCUACUUUACAUGAGUAGAAGAUAAGGGUAGGAAAAGGAGAGUCAAGUGUCUGAAUUGUGAGGCUGCCUAGGAGAAAACAGACUUUAGAAGUCAGGGUUUGUAACCCGGCAGGAGAAAUGGUUAGGAUGCCGGAGGAGGCCAAAGCCGGUUCCAAGAGCGACUCGGGGGAAUGCGCCCCAGGGCCCCCAGCCGUGCUUACUUAAGCUAAUGGAAGAGCUUGCCUUUCACCAAGCGCUGCACUGGGAUACCAGACAAACAGCUCCCCCUCGACCCCGGCAGACAGGGCCCCUCUUCAGGACAUCAUUAAAAGCACUUGUUUCAUACUGGUUGGCAGCGUCGGGUGGCAGGAUUCAGGACUCCGACUCAGAAGCCAAGGAGAAGCCAGGGAGGUGGAAAACAUCCUCGCUUUGAAAAGCCACAUCUCAAUUCAAGAACUGCGUGAGACAAGGAGCCUGAAGGAUAUGAGUUGGCCGCAGGGCGAGGAGAGACACAAAAGGCACAGCAGGUAAGAGCUGGGGGUCGUGGCCAAGAAGGAACUGUCCCAGGUGGCGCAGCGAAAUGGAUCUUGGACUUGGAGGCCUGUCUCUACGCGUCUUCCGGGCCUGGUCAGGCUGUCUCCUUCCAUCAGCUUCGAGAGGAGGGACGUCGCCACAGCCUUCCCAAUCGGAGCGACUAACCCUGUUACCAGUUUGGUCCUAAAUAUUAAGGUCCCCCGUCCCUUCGUGGUUGCCGUCGCAUCAGAUUCAGGGCUGUUAGGCAGCCGAUCCGCAGUCUCGCCUCCCCCUGCGAGAAACCGAUGAGACACAGGACCGAGAGGACUCCAUGGCGGCGUAUCGGGAGAGCUGCGUGGACGCCACGGUGCUGGACUUCGUCGCAGACCUGUCCCUCGCCUCCCCGGGGCACCCCCUCCUCUGCGACUUGGCUCCCGGGCUCCCCUUCGGGGACCGAGGCCUGGCGCUCCCGGAGGGACGACCCAGGGGCCUGGCGCCCUUCGAGGAGGAGGAUCCAGACGAAGAGGAAGGUGAAGCAGACGAGGGGGAGGAGGAGGAAGAGGAGCCCGGGAGGGGCGCCUCCCUGCUGGGCCGCCCCAAGAGGAAGCGGGUGAUCACCUAUGCCCAGCGCCAGGCCGCCAACAUCCGCGAGAGGAAGCGCAUGUUCAACCUCAACGAGGCUUUCGACCGGCUGCGGAGGAAGGUGCCCACUUUUGCCUACGAAAAGAGGCUGUCCCGGAUCGAGACCCUCCGCCUGGCCAUCGUCUACAUCUCCUUCAUGACGGAGCUCCUGGAGAGCUGCAAGGAGGAGGAAACCCGCUGA
Messenger RNA from Myotis lucifugus (little brown bat), 1721 nucleotides. It is a transcript of the gene FERD3L, whose product is annotated as Fer3 like bHLH transcription factor. Gene Ontology annotation, molecular function: protein dimerization activity; RNA polymerase II transcription regulatory region sequence-specific DNA binding; DNA-binding transcription factor activity, RNA polymerase II-specific. The transcript has a single exon. Gene Ontology annotation, biological process: regulation of transcription by RNA polymerase II; developmental process. Bases 1230 to 1721 code for a protein of 163 amino acids. The record is from RefSeq and is a predicted model, not a curated record. Lineage: Eukaryota; Metazoa; Chordata; Mammalia; Chiroptera; Vespertilionidae.